Molecule: messenger RNA, 977 nt
Organism: Aphanomyces astaci
Lineage: Eukaryota; Oomycota; Saprolegniomycetes; Saprolegniales; Verrucalvaceae
Exons: 1
Coding region: 59-793 (244 amino acids)
Source: RefSeq, a predicted model, not a curated record
UUGGAAUGUUUGUUGCAGGGUUGCAUUUUGCGCAUCGUCCCAACACUGUUGCAGCGAUAUGCUGCUCCAUCAACGUCGUAUCCUGCGACCAACUCCGCCACCACCACCGCCGACGUUCGAAGACCCGUUAAGUCUUCCCGUGUGGCUAGUGGACAAUGUCACGCACGAAGCGACGGAGAUCCCAUGUGAACCAGCCACCCGUCAAGUGAAUUACCUGGCCACUGAAGUGGCAGACACUUUAUCGAUUCUCAGCCGUGUCAGUGGCGCGCCGGUUGCGCUAGUGAAUCUCAUUGCGUACAUGGCGGAUAUAUGUACAAAUCAUGCCGUGGACACGCACGACCUGGUCGUCGGAAAUGCACCGUUGGAUCGCGAGUACCUUCGUUUCGUUGUUCCCAUUUCGUCGACGCCACACCUGGAAGUGCUUUCUUCGAGUCUCGUCAUUGAGUGCGUGUCUCACGACCAAGGGUGGGCAAGCGAUGAUGCUGACAACCACUCGUACAAGAACUGCUGGAGCUGGGUGGAAUUCGAGGUCGUGGAUGUGUCGAAUGGGUCGGUUGUCCUGCCCCGGCAAGAAAUGUGUCGCAAUUUGCGAGCUUCGAAACCCUUUCGCCGCCACCGUUUGCGAGUGACUGACAAGGCCAUACUGGAUCGCCUGCGACCAGGAUGUCACGUCGUGCUCCACCUUCGCGCAGAGUUUAACGCGUGGUCAAAUCACGCGCGGUACGCCAGCAUCUCCCUUCGCCAGUGGUGGGGCCUUCGCGAUGAAGAGUCUGCCGUUAUAUCGAGCCGCUAGGCAUAACAUCGUUGCGUACAUAGCACUUGAAUAGACUAAUGAAUAUUCCCAUUCACGAUAAUUCACUCGGCAUUCUGUACUCGUGUAAGAUUCGACACUACAAUGUCCAUAUUCACAGUCCAUGCUACAAUGUAAUUCCAGUAAACAAACAUCAAAAUAAUGCCCAUAUAUAUAUAUAUAUAUU